CCCAAAAUCAAGGACAUUAUAGUAAAAUUUAUUACACCAAAUCCUACCACCAAAGAUUUCUCACCAUGUUUUUCACUUUCCAUUGGCUACACUAAAUUAAUUUUUUUUCUUUUUUCCUUUCUUUCUCUUUCCAACAACACAAUACAGCUAAAAGCAUCUCCACCACCCAAACCACAACAACAACAUUAACAGAGUAAUAAAAAGUGUUCUGUUUUUCAAACAGAGAUCUGAGAAAAGGGUCAAAGAAAGUUUAGUUUUUUUUGAAGAAAAAUUCUCAAAGAAGAGAAUUCAAGUAAAAAGCUAUGGAGUCAGAUCUUCAUCAGCAGCAACAACCACAGGCCAAUUCUUCAGGUUUAACUCGUUACCGAUCAGCACCAAGUUCAUAUUUCAACAACAUCAUUGACAAAGAAUUCUACGAGCAUGUUUUCAACCGACCUUCAAGUCCAGAAACAGAGCGAGUUUUUUCAAGGUUUAUGAACAGUUUGGGUUCAGAAGAAGAUUUACUCGCUCAGAAAAUUGCCGUUGAAUCGACAGUAAAAGAAGAGGAGAUUGUUAAUGUUAACAUUAACCAACAUCACCAACAACAAGAACAGGAACAGGAACGAGAACAAGAACACAUGGUUCAACAUAAUUAUGAACACUCUCAUGGUUUUUAUCAAACCUCAGUGAUGCCACCUUUGCCAAACCAGAAUGUUGUUUCUGGUUUGGAUGGAGGUUUUUCAAUGGGAGUUAAUAGGUUACAGCAGAUGAAGAGUCAUGGUGGGAAUAAUUCUAAUCUUAUUAGACAUAGUAGUUCACCAGCUGGAUUAUUUUCUCAAAUCAACAUUGAAAAUGGGUAUGUUAGUAUGAGAGGAAUGGGAAAUUUAGGAGCUGUUAAUAGUUCUAUGAAAGAUGCAAAAUUUUCUAGUGGAAGGAGUUUGAAGAAUUCAGCAAACUAUUCAUCUGGGAUAAUGUCAACAAUAGCUGAAGUUGGGGACAAAUGCAAUGAAGAAAAUAAUCAAGAAAGUGAAGUUUUUGGUGAAAGUCAUCAUGGCAGCGAUUAUAUCGCGGAUUAUCAGGUUGAUACUUGGGAUGAUACUGAAAUGAUGUCUGAAAAUGUUGGUGGUUUGAAAAGAUUUAGAGAUAGUGAUUCAAAACAACAAUUUUCUGCUGGUUUUAAUGCAGCUGCAGUUCAGAAUGAAACAGGAGGAGGACAUUCGUCUUCUCCAUUGGCUCAUCAGUUGAGUAUGCCAAAUACUUCAUCUGAAAUGGCAGCUAUUGAGAAGUUUCUGCAUUUCUCAGAUUCUGUUCCGAUGAAAAUUCGCGCUAAGCGAGGUUGUGCUACUCAUCCAAGAAGCAUAGCAGAAAGGGUUAGAAGGACUAAAAUUAGCGAACGUAUGAGGAAGCUACAAGAUCUCGUCCCAAACAUGGAUAAGCAAACAAAUACAGCAGAUAUGUUAGACUUGGCUGUGGAUUACAUCAAAGACCUUCAAAAGCAAGCUCAGAAGCUUCAAGAUUGUCAAGCAAAGUGUACUUGUUCACACAAGAAGCAACAAUAACAUCAAAGAAUGAAUGUAUUUCUUUCUUAGUCAAUGUAUAGAUUUGUAAUAAUUAAUUUGGUCACCAAGUUAAAAAAAAAAAGAAGCUAGCUAGAUUAGCUUUAAUUUGUUAAUGCAUUCACCCUUUGAUGUAUAUAAAGAAAAAUGAUAAAUGUUGUAGGGUGACAUUUUGUUGAAUGUUUAUGGAAGUAGAUGUUAUAGGUAGGGAAGAAAAAUGGGUUAUAAAAGUUGAGUGUUAAUUGGGGAAGCAUGUGUGUACAAAAAGUCUAUGUGUUAAGUAGACGUAAUUUGAGAAUUUAGGGUCCAUAUUUGGUGAUGAAA
Messenger RNA from Vicia villosa (hairy vetch), 1859 nucleotides. Its product is annotated as transcription factor bHLH130-like. Gene Ontology annotation, molecular function: RNA polymerase II cis-regulatory region sequence-specific DNA binding; protein dimerization activity; DNA-binding transcription factor activity, RNA polymerase II-specific. The transcript is spliced from 7 exons. Bases 303 to 1538 code for a protein of 411 amino acids. Gene Ontology annotation, cellular component: nucleus. The record is from RefSeq and is a predicted model, not a curated record. Gene Ontology annotation, biological process: regulation of transcription by RNA polymerase II. NCBI's taxonomy places the organism in Eukaryota, Viridiplantae, Streptophyta, Magnoliopsida, Fabales, Fabaceae.